This is a messenger RNA of Electrophorus electricus (electric eel), 2532 nucleotides long. RefSeq names its product PIF1 5'-to-3' DNA helicase homolog (S. cerevisiae) (gene pif1). NCBI's taxonomy places the organism in Eukaryota, Metazoa, Chordata, Actinopteri, Gymnotiformes, Gymnotidae. The record is from RefSeq and is a predicted model, not a curated record. Gene Ontology annotation, biological process: DNA repair; telomere maintenance. Gene Ontology annotation, molecular function: ATP hydrolysis activity; DNA helicase activity.
UGCAAUAGAUUGGUUUGAAAAUUGCGGCGUGCACUUGGUAAAUUACAUGCCGCUGGAGACACAAAUCCGAUGCAAUGUUACAAAAUGAGGACGCAGCGCAGCUCCAGUGUAGUGUCGCAGUGGAAUCUCUGAAUGCAUCGGGUCAAGCCAUCAAACGUCAAGUAUUUCGCAAGGCAGUCGUAACAUUAGGAAGAAACGAAUUUGAAGAGAUGAUCCUGCGUGUCUACGACGGAAAGAUCCCCCAAAACUUCGUGCUGCGUGAUUUCCAGCUCUUUACUCGGUUUACCAGAGAAGGCAAAUGCACCCUUAAAUUCGUGCCGGAAAACACACAAGUCCUCAUUUCGAACUGUCCGCCUGCGCAUUUAAAUACGUUUCUCAAGAUUUUGAGUAUAAAGCACCAGGCUUCGAAGGCUAACAAACCUCUUGGUGACAGAGCAAAACUGCGCGCCGGUGUUCCGCGCAGCUUUGAGACCAUCAGCCCUUUGCAACAAAAAGAUGUGCAGCGAGCCAACGAUAUGCGCAGUAAAGUCAACACGCCGCUGCACCUGAAGGAGAGAUCUGCCAAUAAAAUGGUUGACGGCCGACAACAGGUUAAAAGGCCAAGAGCCAACUGUGACAGCAGCCCGGUGAAAUCUCUCCAUCCUAGCAAAAAACCAGUGCUGGUCUUGCCAAUGGUCCAAAAGCUCAGCAAAGAACAGACUGCCGUGCUGAAUGCAGUCUUGAGUGGGAAGAAUGUCUUUUUCACAGGAAGUGCAGGUACAGGGAAGUCUUUCCUGUUGAAGAGGAUAGUGGGUUCCCUGCCCCCAAAAGGCACAUUUGCUACUGCCAGUACUGGUGUGGCUGCUUGUCACAUAGGAGGGACAACACUUCAUAGUUUUGCAGGAAUCGGGUCCGGUUCAGCCCCCCUGGAGCAGUGCCUGGAGCUGGCGCAGCGUCCCGGAGUACGGCAGCACUGGACCAUCUGCAAACACCUCAUCAUCGACGAGGUCUCCAUGGUGGAUGGCCAGUUCUUUGACAAGCUUGAAGCCAUAGCCCGGUCUAUCCGAGGAUCCACGGAGCCGUUUGGGGGUAUUCAGCUAAUCGUGUGUGGAGACUUUCUUCAGCUUCCUCCUGUUGCCAAAGGAAAGGAGAAACCUAGCUUUUGUUUCCAGGCCAGGAGCUGGAGAAAGUGCAUCCACAUGAGCAUGGAGCUGACGGAGGUGCGGCGGCAGAAUGACCAGUCAUUCAUUUCCCUGCUGCAGGCCGUGAGGGUGGGCAGAGUCACGGAGGAGGUCACCGCCAAGCUUCUGAAAAGUGCCAAUAAUUGCAUCGAAAGGGAGGGUAUCCUGGCAACAAGGCUGUGCACACACAAGGAUGAUGUCGAGCUCACUAAUGACAAUAAACUCAAGCAGUUACCAGGGCCCUUGCACACGUACGAGGCUGUGGACAGUGAUCCAAUGCUGGUUAAGAUCAUUGAUGCACAGAGUCCUGUGGGACAAGUGGUUCAUCUUAAGGUGGGGACCCAGGUCAUGCUCACCAAGAAUCUGGAUGUCCAAAGGGGACUUGUGAAUGGUGCAAGAGGGGUUGUGGUUGACUUCUUACCUGGAAACCAGGGACUCCCGCGCGUGCGUUUCUUGAGCGGGACCGUGGAGGUGGUGAAGCGUGAGCGCUGGGUGUUCAGGGCUGCAGGGGGGCUGUCCCUCAGCCGACAGCAGCUGCCUUUAAAACUGGCCUGGGCCGUCUCCAUCCAUAAGAGUCAGGGCAUGACCUUGGACUGUGUCGAGAUCUCGCUGGCUCGAGUCUUUGAGAGCGGACAGGCUUACGUUGCUCUGUCUAGGGCCCGGAGCCUUGAGGGGCUCCGUGUGAUGGACUUCAACCCGCACGUGGUGCAGGCCAACCAGGAUGUGCUCCUCUUCUACAAGAGGCUGAGGAUGGACAGGCUUCUCAUGCAGUCCUCCAUGAGCGACUUUGUGGAAAAACGCAACAAGGAGAAUGAAGUUUGGUGAGAUGAUGUCCAUAUCCUCAUCCAGAUGUAGACUGUGUGCAUAAUUUAUUUGUAUUCAUCAUGACUUUGUUUCCCUCCUGAAAACAUGCUCUUGCCAUAGGUUACAUAUCCUUUAGGAUGUGAUUUUAUUUAUAAUUUUGCAUAUGUUAUUUAAUGAAGGAUUUUUCUGUUUUGACUCCAUAUUGUUGGCAUGGUGAAUGUGUGGUUUUAUUACAAUGUUAUUAAGCAUUACCAUUUAUCUGAAGUAUUUCAUAAUUUGCCUUUGGUUGUAUUAAAGUAGCAUUUGUUGCUUUCAGUUUGGAGACCCUCACUUUUUUUUCUAAAAGGGGGAAAAAAAACAGGGUUUGUGUUCAUCUACAGUAAGGUACUAUAUGCAGUAAGAUGUAGGAGCUACUCUUCCCUUUUUUGGUAAUGACUUCCACCAAACUAAAAUGUGGGCCUUUCUGCAAGCUGCCUGCCAUUGAAAACGGAGCAUGCAGUAAGGGCACAUUCCAGUCAGUUCGACAAUGAAACUGCUCCGAAACCAGAGGUCCCUAUGAAACUUGUAU